AGAUGUGGUUGAAUGUAGUACAGAUAAACCUACUCAGCCAGCGAAGCCGACCAAUGGUGAUGCUGAAUUUGAUGAAGAUGACGAUGAUGAUGUCGUUGAUCUACGAGCGUUUAAUACAGCUGAUAAAGUGAUUUAUAUGGAUCUGUUUGAAUUGCCUCCUCAACCAAAAGUUGUUAAGAACUGGGUCAUGCAGCACAGUAAGUCAUUCACACAACAAAUCACCGUCAGAAAUUGCGGCCACAAGUUAAGAGCUUAAGCCGGUUACAGACGAGCAAGUUUUCUAUGUCAAGUUUUCAUAUGACAAGUUUCAUCCGCUCGUCUGUACAUCUAUUAGGCAAUUUUGCCAAUUUUUACCAUGACAAGGUCAGAAAACCAAAAAUUUGUCAUAAAAAAUUUGAUGUACGUGCACACGGGCAAUUGAGAAAACAAACUUGCCAUAUGAAAACUUGCCAUAGAUGACCUAUCUCAUCUUAACUGAACAUGCGUAGAAUGUACAUACUGACGUGUACUGACUCUGCUACAUUACUUCAAGAUAUAUUUGGCGAGGUUUUUGAUUUACUGGUAGCAUUAUAUCAAUAGGUAUAGUUGGGGCAACUGUCCCAACACAUUUGAAAAUGACUGUAAUAUAUAGCUACAAUUUGCAUAAUUUUCCAUGCUUGAAAAACACAACAAACACACUUUUAGUCAGUCAAAUCAUAACAAGUAAGUCUCUCUGGGACUUUAAUGCAGCGUCCAGAGCGGGUAAACUUUGCAGUUGGGAUAAAAGCUGUCGUAUGAAAACAGAAAGCAUUCAUCCCACUCUGCUGAGCUUUCCAGCCAUGCUCAUACGAACAGGCCCUAAAGCCAGUUUUCCACUUUCCGAAACGUAUCAAAAACAUUUUUAAAUUUCAAAAUUUAGUGAAUCUUGAUUGGUUAAUACUUCCAUAGUACGCCAAAAAGUUGACUUGCGACGAACUCUUCAUUUUGAUACGCGAAUACACCCGGAAGUACGUGUACUGUACUGUACUGUACUGUACUGUACUGUACUGUACUGUACUGUACUGUACUGUACUGUACUGUACUGUACUGUACUGUACUGUACUGUACUGUACUGUACUGUACUGGCUUAAAGACAGACGAAGCUUCUUCACCUGCGUAUGAUCUGUCUUUGCGAAAUAAAUAACAAAUCCAGUCCUAUUAAUUGCAAUGUAAUUCAUUAAUUGCAACCUACAACGAACCUAUUGUUUCCUAAUACAUUUUGUUUCGAAACAGUUGUUCCUCCUAAGUUGGUCACAUUGCCUUAUGUGUGUGGUUCAAAGAAAAAUGAGGAUGUGACGUCAUCUGAAAAUGACCUUCCUAAUAAUGACGAUACGGAACAGGCUGCUGAUGGUUCCACAGAUCAGACGCAAAAGGUUAAUGCAGGAAAUGCGCCAAUACAUGUUACUUUAAGGUAUUGGACAUCUCGCUUCCAUGAUACAACUGAUUGUUGAACCGUUUUUGUAGAUGCAAAUUUCGAGCGAACAUCAUAUACAUUUUGGACCUGACCCGGAGCAACUGCGAAAAAUGCAACCACAGGCCUUGCGGCAAAAAAAACCCGCGCCCCUGUGCUUCUAGUGCAGUACUUUUACUACUGAACUGUCAUGGUGGGGGGGGGGGGGGCUGAUAAUGGGAGGAGGGGCAUACAAUUUCCAGUUUUUUUUAUUUGGAAAGACAAUAUCGUACUACCCAGUUACUACCAGUUAAGGCUAUUAUGCACACUGGUUUAAAUUCUUAAAACGGUUCAAACUAUUCUUAAAACGAUCGUUUCGAAAAUUUAGAUGUUUUCACGAGUUUUUGUGUUGUUUAGAUUACCCGCGGAUGUAUCAUAUUUUGAACAGCCUCAAGUAGCUAGAUGGGAACCUAGCAAGAAUCACUGGAGACUAGAUGGCCUCAGUGAUAUUCAGUUUAAUGACCGUAAGUCCUAUAGCCUAGUUGUUCGUCAUGGUCUUGUACAGUACGUGUUCUUCAAUCUUCGAAUGGAGCUUAUCCCAUUCCAGCCCAGCCAUUAACUCCAGGCUUACAUACUGUAAAAGCCUCCAAUUGAAAUGCAGCAACUGCAGGUUUUGAUAGUUAGCUGAACACUAUUUUGGAGUUGUUAGCCAUUAACUCCAGAUUUUGAAACGUAAACUUUUGUAGUCGGCUGCACCUCUUGAAUUCUGAAUUGAACUAAGUUUUGAUGUUUGGAAUUUGGAGUUAACCCAUUAUACUAUGGGGGUAUCCUAGCUUUAUGGCUCCCUAACUUCUGCAGCCAUGACUCGCAAAGUGUGGCGAUGUUUGAACAUUCAUGAUAAUUGUACUGUUUCGGUGUAUCAUACAGUAUGCGAAUAAGUAAGCAUUCGUGCCUGCAACCACCACCCCCCACUGCCCAAAAUGUACGACACCUGCAGUUGUGAGUGUGGCAGAAAGGUGCAUGCAUCCCUAACGUUCCUGAUCUCUUUUAGCACACAAACGUAAACUAUUCCUUAUUUUUCUUCCAGAAACCAACAUGUUGCGUUUCAAAACUGAUCGAUUUGCGCCUAUUGCAAUAUUUCAGGUAAGCUUGUUGCAAAAUGAACUGUCGUCAAAGUCAACUGUCGUUUGUCAUAAAAUCCAAAUGGUAUAGUGGGCGCAGAAGUAGAGAAGAAACCGCUGAUUUGUUUAACCUUGUUGUCCAACGGGAAUUGUGAUCACUGUUCAUACCCUUGCAGACAGGUUUUUGAUAUUGGGACCCCUAAUUUAGAAAACUCCAAAACAUAAGGGUACAUAGCCCGCGUGCAGGCCCAAGGAAAGAAUAAAGGGUACAUAUAGCAUAAAGUAUCCUUCUUAUAAAGUUUAGCGAUGUAUCUUUUUUAUGUAUUUUACUCGUCGAGUUCGCCAGCCCUAAAACUUAGUAUUCACAUAAUGGUUUAAAUAUUUGUAUCAGUGCAAGUCAAUGCAGAUAAUUUAAAUUCAACCUCCAUUAAGACCUGUUUACACUUGCAAUUUUUGCUGCGAUUUUAGGUGCGAUUUUCUUCUUCUAAUUGGUCUGAACGAGUGGAUACGUCAUGAAUGUUCAGAUUGCUGUACAUGUACUCUGAACAUUCGUAACUCCUCUACUCGUUCACAUCCAUCAGAAGGAGAAAAUCGCACUAGAAAUCACAACAAAAAUUGCAAGUGUAAACAGACCUUUAGACACUGAGCUAUAUGAUUACUCGAAGCCAAAUCUGACCCCUAUCUGAAGCCAAAUCUGACCUCUGACACACGGAUCAAGAUUCUUGAAUUACGAUAGUUUUACGCAAUUUACACUAGUUUUACGCAAGAGAAUUGGAAUUUGGAAUAUAAACGCAGCAUGCAUCAAUUUGUAUCACUUUGAUAUAGGACUUGUACCUGAACAUGCCAUUUCAAUCUUGGGAAAUCCGUCCACAUGGUCUCAACAGUUGUAUCUUUACUAUCGUGGCGGCUGCUAUUGAUCUUGAAAUUGAAGUCAAGGUUGGUGUCAAAUAAAUAUAACCUUUGAGUCUCAUUGGAGCAUGCGUGGUCGAGUAAAUCCAUUUACGGAGUCAAUUCCGAGCCCGAGUCAAACGCCCGAGUCACGUGACGAAAUUGAACUGAAUGACGAAUAUGGUUAGGAGUAGGGUUAGUGUUAGGGUACUAAGUCAUUGAACUACAAAGACCGCUAAACAGUGACUCAGGCAUUUUACUCGGUCUCGGAUUUAACUCGGACUCGGAUAUGACUUGGUUAACCGACAAACUCAUGGUCCCUGUGAUGUUCGCAAAUUGUGUAUAUAUAUUUGUAUUACGCGUGGUAAAAAUAAGCACUUUCGGCCCAAAAAUGGUUAUUUUUCCCGCGCGUAAUGCAAAUAUAUACAAAAUUUGCGAACUUCACGGGGCUAUAUUUUCCUCAUUCUACAACAAUUCGCAACCAAACUUUGCAAUUUUACUCAUUUUAAGGUGCUCUUUCCAGCUAUGGUAAUGGAUUUCGUUUUUCCUGUCUAGAUCAAAAUUUCGUCUAUUGCGGGAAUCACUCCAUUAUCAAUGUAUUUUAAAAGUGACGCCUUAUUUACAGCUGCAAUAUAUUAAGCACAACUUACUGAACUUCAGACAUCAUUUUCUCUAUGGCGUAUCAUCUAAAAUUUCUUCAUUUUAGCAUUAUCUUAUAGAUAAAGCACUAAGCAUACUUUUUAAGUUUGUUUGCCGAUUGAGAAACGUAUCGAAAACUAAUGUAGUCAUAUAACCGCAAAUGGUAUAAUUAUUAUACUCAUUAUAGUUUUGAGCGCGUGCUGCGUAACAUACAAUAUUAAAAAUCUCCUUUUAAUGUUCAUAUUUUUUCUUAAUAAAUAUUGCUUCUGUGCAGGAUUCAUAUUGCUGUGUAGCUCAUGCUGAGGACUCAGUACAACGUUUACGACAUCUACGUGGUAAAUGGAUGUAUCCCAAAGAUCUUAUUAAGGUAUGAUGUGAGGGUCUACUCCUGUUCCUAAAAUCACCUUACAGUAAGGUGACUUCGUACAGUUCUCUAAAAUUUAAAGUAUUUUAAGAGUGCUUUGAAGACAGUAAUAAAAUAUGACUUCAGUCCGCGACACUGUUGUUGAAAAUUUCGAGCAUUAUAAACGACAAUAUACUGAACGUAAAUAUGUAAAAAAAAACACACUAAAAGAUAGGUUAAAAGCUUGUUAACAACAUACGGUGCUGUUUGAAUUUUGAGAAAUUUAGAAGAACUGGAUAAAAAACUCAAAAACAACUUCCCGCGGCUUGUUUCAAGAUUUCUAGCGGCCUAAAAGAUUCAACGCGCGAGUCGCAAGGAUGAAAGCAGAUCUAUAUAAAUAUGUUUUAAAACUGUUACACUAUAACAGCAAUGAAAAUCCCAUCAUCACGACGAAAGUAUUUUGUACAUUUACUUUCGUGUCAUAUUCAACAACGAAGUAGCAUCUCAGCUCUAUGCUAUAUACCACAUCGAAUGUAGAUGGCAGCUUGUAAGAGGAAUUGAUAUUCUAUAUACAUUCUUUCCAGAGAUUGAAGGCUUCCGGCGUGAAUGUAUUUCCAUCAGUUGACGCAGAGAAAUAUGUCAGCUUAAAUAUGAAGGUACGAUUUAGCAUAUAUCGACGUUUCCAUUCACCAGUAGCAGUUGGGAUGACUAUUUUAUGUCUAAGAACUUUCGUGUCCAAGAAUAAAUCGUCAAAUUUUGGACAAAUUUGUAUAGAUACAGGGAAUGUUGCAAGGGAAAGGUUGGCGUCAGGUUUUAAUUUCCUAUUGGAAACACACUUUUGUUUUACAAAUUUGCAAGUUUUAUUUUUUGUGUAGGAUUCAACGCUUGAGAAGAAUAUUUAUGACCAAAUGUCUCUGACUGCCUCAGCUUUUGCAUAUUCCUGGAGUCGAUGGAACUCAGAUUGUGGGAAAGAGAAGAUCGUUAUUCAAGCCACAGAACAAGAGACCGAUGAACCACCAAUGGAGGUAAAGACUCUUUUUCACUUUGGGGCUAGUUGUACCAAGGCCAGAUAGGGCUGUCUGCGGGAUAACAAGUUUUCAAGAUUUUUAAAAUUGGUCGUCGAUUGGUGUAACCAGAUUAAGUUUCAUUUUAUUAAUAGCUAUAGACUAAAUUUUGAUCUAGGCAAGAAGAACAAAAUCCAUCACCACAGCUAGGAAGAGCAUGGUGAAAUUGCAAAGUUUGGCCGCGAAAUGUUGUAAAAUGAGGAAAAUAUUGCCCUACGAAAUUUGCAAAUUUUGUAUAAUUUGUAUUACGCACGGGAAAAUGCACAUGCACUUUCGGUCCAAAUGUGGUGCAUUUUCCCGCGUGUAAUACAAAUUAAUACAAAAUUUGCAAAUUUCACACGGCUAUAUUUUUCGCAUUUUACAACAUUUCGCGGCCAAACUUUGCAAUUUUACUAAUUUUAACAUGUUGUUUCUAGCUGUGGUGAUGGAUUUUGUUCUUCUUGCCGAAAUCAAAAUUUAGUCUUUAGCUGGAAUCAUCUAUUGCGAGAUCCAUAUCCGUGCUUUCACAGUUUUUCAGACAUUUUUUGAAAGAUUGAAAAAUCUCUAUCUGGCCUUCGUAACCAGUCCCUGAUGUCGAUCCAGGUAUUCCGACCUAUGGUACGUUACUUUGGUUCAAUAGAGAGUUUCACAAUUUGAAACGGUCAUGGCAUGAAACAAAGUAAUAAUAUAUGUAUUUUAAGUAUUUGAGCCAAGGCAUUCAUUAUACUGCUGGCUGAAGUUGGUUCUUCGCAGUAAUCCACAUCACUCAGUUUAACAGUGGCGUUGCAUGUUCUCGCUGUGGACUCAUGUGAAAAGAGUCAGUCAAAACUCUGUCGAAAGUCGUGGAUUUUCUCCGGGUGCUCCGGUUUCCUCCCACAGGGCAAGUUGGUAGGGUGGGUUAGGAUAAACACAGUUAGGAAAGUAAUAUCUCAAUAGACCUUUCCCCUAAAAACCAAAAUUUUGAUCUAGGCAAGUCUAGACAAACAUUUCAUCACAGCUUGAAAGAGCAUCACAAAAUUAGUAAUAUUUCAAAGUUUCGUUGCGAAAUGUUGUAAAAUGAGGAAAAUAUACCCUUGCGAAGUUUGCAAUUUUCAGUCAUUUUGCAUUACAAACGGGAAAUUGCAGCCCCAACACCCGAAUCGGAUGUCAAUUUCCCGUUUGUAAUACAAAAUGACUGAAAAACGGCAAACUUCGCAAGGCUAUAUUAUCCGCAUUUUACAAGAUUUUGCAACAAAACUUUGGAAUAUUACUAAUUUUGUGAUGCUCUUUCAAGCUGUGAUGAAAUUUUUGUCUAGAUCGAGAUUUUAGUUAUAAGGGGAAAGGUCCAUUGUUGUAAGGAUAAAUAGUCUACACGCGUAAAAAUUGAGAAAAUCAACAACUUGUUCCAGCCUCCAGGUUGAUAUCAACAGGCGUGAACAAGGUUGUGCGGCCCACAUGUCAACAUGUUUUUACAGCAUUGUUCAACUGUAACAACUUGGAACAACAUGGUUGACAACUUGUUCAUAGUUGGCCGCACAACAUUGUUCACACCUGUCCUGUCAAUAUCAACUUGGAACAACAUGUGCGUUUUUAGCCGUGUAGGCCAAGUAAGUAACAUAAAUAAUCGUAAUACUCAUGUAAUCGGUCACCGAAAAACCCCAAUGGGGAGUGAGCUGAAUAAUAAUGUGUGUAUGUGAUCGUGGAAAUUAUGUAAAUAUAGUUGUUUGAAAAGAACAUCGUACUGGAAUACUCGCGGCAGUACGAUAGUAUGAUCGUCCUCAACUCGUCUUUACUGACGUUCCCGUAGUACUUGUAUCCCCAUGAUUUCGAGGAAAAUUGUUCACGUCGAAAAAUGUUUUGUGGUUAUUUUAUAUGUUAUUUUUACAAUGCUGUAAUGCAGUUAUGAAAACAGGGAUAAAAUUAACUCUUUAAGUGCCAUUGCUUCAUAAUGCGCCCUACUUCUAAAUUUUACUCUGUCUAACGCCAGACGAUUUUACUCGUGUUAAAAUAUAGGCUCCUUAAAUAUGUUUACUGCAUGGAUCUGAUUUUCGCAUUUUUUAGGAUGAUUGGUUUAUCUACAUGGCAAGUAACGAGAAUUCUUGUAAACUAAAGUUAAGUGAAUUUGAUGAAACUUUCUCAGACGAUGUUGCUGAAAAUACAAAGGUAUAAAUGAACAUAUUUCUCGUGGCUCCUUUGAAACAGAAAGCAAAUGACACAAAAUUAUUUUCAAUUACCAUUUGCGUACGGAACCUAUACAAUUUGAUGGGGAAGAUGAGUUUGCUACUAAAUAGAGGGUUGGGGCUAAAUACAGGAUGGGGGUAAAUAGAGGAUGGGGCUAAAUAGAGGGUGGGGGUCUAAAUAUAGGAAGGACUAAAUAGAGGUGGGGGCUGAAUAGAGGGUGGGUGCAAAAUUGAGGAUGUGGCUAAAUAGAGGGUGGGACUAAAUAGAGGUUGGGGCUAAAUAGAGGGUGGGGCUAAUUGAGGAGUGGGGCUAAAUAGAGGGUAGGGCCUAAAUAUAGGGUGCGGGCUAAAUUGAGAAUGAGGGUGGGCGCUAAAUAUACGGUAUCUGAAAAGCAAAACAUGGAAAUUGAAACCUGCAAUGGAAGUUGAUUCUUCUCGUUCAAGAUAGGAAAGAGUUUCAUGCCGUAUGAAUGACAUAUGUUUCUUUAUUUAUUCUUAGCUUCAUGCUGAUUUAUAUCACAUGGUCAUGGAUGGCGCUUCAGAUUCUGCCGUCACAAAAGUCAAAGAAACGUCAUUUCAGUUUUUCAACUGCGUAUCACAGCUUCUCAAUGCUACAAAAGUUCUAACAUAUUCCUGACAUUUUCAUAGUUGGUAUACUCUUGUUAAAAGUUGUUAUUUUGUAAAUAUUGUGAAGGCUUUGCCGGGAUUUAAACUGGAUUAAAUAGUAAUCCAGUACAGGAGCUAUCUCCUGCAUGUGGACAUGGGGGUUGCCACCAACCUAUAUCAACGGGUUUUGAUCAUAUUUGUAUUGAUCAUAAGAAUAAAAUACAAUGAACUACAUCUUUCUAAAGAAUGGUCAUAAACACAGAUCAUU
This is a messenger RNA of Paramuricea clavata, 8475 nucleotides long. The record is from the annotation of a GenBank genome assembly. NCBI's taxonomy places the organism in Eukaryota, Metazoa, Cnidaria, Anthozoa, Malacalcyonacea, Plexauridae.